This is a messenger RNA of Drosophila ananassae, 3361 nucleotides long. It is a transcript of the gene Ppcs, whose product is annotated as phosphopantothenate--cysteine ligase. Bases 638 to 1579 code for a protein of 313 amino acids. The record is from RefSeq and is a predicted model, not a curated record. Gene Ontology annotation, biological process: coenzyme A biosynthetic process. Lineage: Eukaryota; Metazoa; Arthropoda; Insecta; Diptera; Drosophilidae. Gene Ontology annotation, molecular function: phosphopantothenate--cysteine ligase activity. Gene Ontology annotation, cellular component: nucleus; cytoplasm. The transcript has 5 exons.
GUAUGUUUUUUGAACGCUUGCCAACACUGCCACCACAGCUGACUAGGUGCCUCGCGUUUUUUGGUCUGAACUUUGAACCUGCGACAGCAGCCUCGUUUCGUGAAUAAGAAUACGAAUUUGAGUGCGCCUGUCCGCGUUCCGAAGGAUAUAUCGCAGCAGUUAAAGUUUCAGACAACCGCGGUACUCGCAGCCGAGCACAUCGCAUCGCUUUCGUUUGCUCGCCAUUUCCUCUCCGGAAAGAGAGCUCCGUUUCGUUCCGCUCCGCUCCGCGCGUCGCUCUCCGCCAAUCUUCCCACAACAAUUCCAUUGAUAAGCAGCACCUAUCCGCCCGCUAACGCCCCCCCCAGCCAGCCAGCCAGCACGCCCCCACUCCCAUCAAAAAGUGCAAAUCAAUCAAUUAAAAUAGUACGACAACGUGCUGCUGCAGUGCGUGGCGUGGUAAUUAAUCCAAUUUGAUUCUCUUUUCGGUGCAGAAUUCGCGCUCGCUUUCUCCAUUGUUUAUUAAUUUCCAGUGCAUAGUUUCCGGCGGUAGGUUUCCGUUAUUUUCGUGCUUCCGUUUCGUGGCCAAUUAGUAGCGGAUAAAGUUUAAGUCAAGUCAGCAGGACUAGUAACAGAAAAAGGAUUCCCCGGCCCAAAUAUGACGCACUGGGAGGACUUCUACAACACGCACCUGCCGCCAGCGGACUUUGAGGAUAAUCGGUCGCUGCUCAAGGAGUUCUGCGAGCGCCACAAUAAGCUCCAAAACCGCAUUGUCCUUGUCACGUCCGGCGGCACUACAGUUCCUUUGGAGCACAACACCGUCCGGUUUGUGGACAAUUUCAGCGCCGGAACUCGUGGUUCGGCAUCCGCGGAGUACUUCCUCGAUCAUGACUACGCCGUGAUCUUCAUGCAUCGCCACAAGUCGCUGGAGCCGUUUACACGCCACUUCACCGGACAGCAGUUCUUCGAUAUGCUGGACAUUGCCGACAACAGCCAGAGCUCGACGAUAGCCAUCAAGCCGGACUCGGUGGAUGUGUUUGCUCCGGUGUUGGCCAAGUACAAGAUUGCCCGCGAGACGCAGAUGAUCCUGUACGUGAACUUCACCAGCGUGGUCGACUACAUGUGGCUGCUGCGCGCCGCCUGCGAGUGCCUGGCGGCUUUCGAGGAGCGAGCGGUCCUCUACCUGGCUGCUGCCGUAUCCGAUUUCUAUAUACCCGAGGACAUGAUGCCCACCCACAAAAUGCAAUCGGGAGACGGGGCGCCAACGAUUUCGCUGCAGCUGGUGCCAAAAAUGCUGGCGCCCCUCGCCAGUUUGUGGGUGCCGCACGCCUUUGUGGUGUCCUUUAAGCUGGAAACGGACGAAAGCCUAUUGAUUGUGAAGGCACGUGACAGUCUCAACAAAUACAAGCACAAGCUGGUCAUUGCCAAUGUGCUGCAGACACGCAAGCAUCGCGUGGUGUUCGUCACGCCCACAGAUUCCUACGAGCUGCAUUUGACCCGGGAGCAGACGUUGCAGGGUCUCGAGAUUGAGGAGCCUAUAGUGGCCGAUGUGGUGCAAAAGCACGGCGAGUAUAUCAGCAACGCCCAACAACGCCAAUGACCGUUAUCAAUGCGCCGCCGGCAUCAGCAACAGCAACAGCCGUCGCAGCAACAUCUGCAGCAGCAACACCACUACCACCAUCAGCCACAACAACACCGAGUGGACGCCGGCGACGACGAGGAGGAUGAGGAUGAUGGGGAUCAGGAUCCUUAUGGCGUGACCAGUUCACAUUAUUGUCGCGUGCUAAAUCCCGGCACGCCAAGUUUCGGCCGCAAAUAUUGAGCAGGUUGUAGUCCAUACGGGAUAAAAGAGUUUAUACACGGAGGAUGGUGUGGUUGGAAGGCAUUUUUUGGAUUUGCAUAUUCCUCAUUCUGGUUUCGGAAGUUCGAGUUCCCGCCGCAAUUGGUGUAUCUAUUUAUGGUCACGCCUCGUAAUUGAUGUGGCCCGGCGUUUGUUUAGUCUGUUAUUGUUAUUUUAAGAUUAGUUAAUGUAUUUCGUUUGUAUGAUUGUCAUGAAAAAUGAUGUCACGUGUAUGUAUACGCCAUCCUCUGUGGCUCCUUCUUCUUGUUAUCCUUUGUUUGUCCGCACGUUUAUGUCAUCGAGUAUACGCAGUGUGUGGCAGGGCCAUCAAUAAGUGAUUUUGAUUUAUGUGUGUCAGAGCGCCAAGCUGAUAGCUUAUGAUUCGUAUAUAUGCAUUGCAAAUAUAUAUUAUGUUCUUAUAUACAAAUAUUUAAUGAAGCAUCGAUCGCCGUCGGUCGGCAGUCGAAGUUAAAUCCCUGUGCGAGAGGUGUGUGUUUAAAAUCCCUAAAAACACAGGCGGUCGCAUGCAAUCGCAGUUGGCAGGACGACGAGUCCAAUGGGCCCGCUGUCAGAGGCAGCAGGCGACGCGACAAUUGAUUUGCCUACUUUGCAUAUGAAAAAGAACCGCCUGUCUAAUGUCCUUCUCGGUUCAAAUUUAUGGUGGCAUACGGGGCCCUGGCGCUUGUCUAUCCAAAGCAGGUCAAGUGCUUACCGAGCAAAGGUCAGCUUAAAGCACCUCAAAUUGAGUUUCAAAGCGUUGUAACAAAACCUAAUUAACAUCCCGCACAGAUACACACUUGCACACAUACACACGGAGGAGACCAUGCUACAUGCCACACAUUGUGAGUUAUUUUUCAAGGGAGAAGAUAGGGCGGUUUUGAAAUCCUCAGGGUCUUUUGCCUGGCAGCCGCCUUUUGCACAUUUUUAUUGCAUGUUAUGUUGUUGGCACGCCUUCUGGCCCUAAGCCCCCCCGCUUAAACAGGCAUAUGGGGGUGGGUGUGCUGGUGUGUUGGUGUGGGUGUCGCUUUUUUGUAUCCUCCUUUCAUGGAGUUGUAACCACUUCCGUCCCGCCCGCAUUUGUGGUUUUGUUUUUGCCUUCCAGUUCCAUCCCCAGUCCAGUCCAGUCCAGCCCAGCCCAGAACUAUGCAACGCUUUUUUGUGCUUUGCUGUUUUAUUUUUUCAAUCGAGGAGGAAAAAAAUUCAAGUUUUUCAAGCUGGCUGGGCUGUGUUUGGUUUGUGCCUGCAUCAAAUUAAAUUUUAUUGCGCUCGCACGCACCGCAAACAGAGGCGUGGGAGCACAAUCACACAUCUGGCUUAGGAUUUAAGCCUGGCUCCGUUCAACUUCCGUUUCCGGCGCCGCCUCCGCCUCCGCCAUUGUUUCCAUUUUGAUGUUCAUUUUCUUGUUGCUCGGCAUUUAUUGCCACACACAUCUGCAAUACACACCCCGGCACAUAUCAGACCGCCUACCCCCACCCCCAACCCACGUUAUGUGUAUUCUUCGGUCGUAUCGAUUGUACAUUAAAGUAUAAACAUAAAAAUUCA